AUGUCCGAUGAGAGCGUUUUAGGAAUUGCUUCUAACCGGAACGUCAAGCGGCUCUCUUCAACCCGCCUUCGAGACCCGCCGAGCUGUGUUACCAACGGAUCUGUCGCUCGUGGCUCGCGAGUGCAAGAAACGGGCUCGGGUCACCCCGCCCUCCGGAGCCAAAACCCCACGGCAAGUCUGUCAAUUAGCCGCCUCGUCAGGACAGCCGACAAGUUGGCAAUCCACCCCACAUCAGCCUGA
Molecule: messenger RNA, 240 nt
Organism: Protopolystoma xenopodis
Lineage: Eukaryota; Metazoa; Platyhelminthes; Monogenea; Polystomatidea; Polystomatidae
Source: the annotation of a GenBank genome assembly